Molecule: messenger RNA, 6552 nt
Organism: Herpailurus yagouaroundi (jaguarundi)
Lineage: Eukaryota; Metazoa; Chordata; Mammalia; Carnivora; Felidae
Product: low-density lipoprotein receptor-related protein 2-like
Exons: 33
Coding region: 100-6414 (2104 amino acids)
Biological process (GO): receptor-mediated endocytosis
Cellular component (GO): apical plasma membrane; signaling receptor complex; plasma membrane
Molecular function (GO): protein binding; calcium ion binding; hormone binding
Source: RefSeq, a predicted model, not a curated record
GAAGAGAGCCCGCCCCGGGCGCAGCCUGCGCUCCUCCCGCUAGCGGUCUCCUCCGGCGAGCGCGACUCCGGCCCCGAGGCGCCCUGUCCCCUCCCCGCCAUGGGGCUCCUGGCGCUCCUUGUGCUCCUGCCGCCGGUGCUGGCCGCGCUGGGCGGCCUCGCGGGCUCCGGGACCGACCAAGUGAGGUGCAAUAAGACGAGGCAAGCUGCCUGUGGGGAAAGGUGCAUUCCCGUGGCCUGGCUCUGCAACGGAGAGCGAGAGUGCCCCGACGGAACUGAUGAGCAGUGUGAGGAAGUAUGCGGUGGACAUCCUCAGGCCUGGCAGUGUGAUGACGGGAAAUGUAUUUCUAUUAGCUGGCUCUGUGACGGUACCGGAGACUGCUUGGAUGGCUCCGAUGAGGUUAACUGUGAGAUACCAACAGCAUGUCCUGGCCGAAAAAUCCAGUGUCCGGGAAAUUCUCGGUGCCGUGAUGCUUGGGAGCUCUGUGACGUGCAUAAGGACUGCGGCGACGGGCUUGACGAAGCACUGUGCUCCCCGAUCCGUUGCCUGGCCGGGCAGUGGCAGUGCAGGAACAAGGUGUGUGUCAUGGAUAGCUGGAAGUGCAAUGGCGUCAAUGACUGCGGUGACUCCUCCGAUGAGGAAGCCUGUGCUUCCUGUCCAGAAGGCACUGUGAGGUGUGACGAAGGGAAAUGCAUCCUGGAAUCCCUGAUGUGUGACGGGGAAGCAGACUGUGCAGAUGGUACCGAUGAGCCCGCCACAUGCGGUAAAAACUGCUCUCUGGCCAACGGGGGCUGUGAGGGGCAGUGCAGGGACACAUACUGGGGAGUCCAGUGUUCGUGUGGAGCCGGGUGGCAAUUACAGCCGGACGCUCAGAGCUGUGCAGAUCUAGAUGAGUGCUCCAAGGCCUACAGUCCUUGUGGCCAGCUGUGUCACAACACACCAGGCUCUUACUUCUGUGAAUGUAUUCAAGGUCACCAGCUCUACAAUGGUACCAGUUGCCGAGUUACAGAUGAUGCUGUUAAAAUUCUUAUAGCAGCAGAUCGAGAACUUGGUGUCCUGGAUCAAAGAACAGGCAUCUACGAACCUCUUAUACCUAUAAAAUCGAGGCCUACUUCCGUUGCAUAUGAUCUUGAGAGAAGCAUGUACUUUUGGGUGGAUGGAAUCUUAAAUGUGUUUGUCCUUGGGAAGCCAAACUCAGUUCUUCUCUAUCCAGAACUUAAAACGGUGAACAGUGUCUCUUUGGACUGGUUCACGGGACAGUUGUAUUGGGCGAGCAGCUUCGCAAGAGUUAUCUGUGCUGGUUUAAGUGAUGGCAGAGGCUACGUCAAAAUCUUGGAAAAGGAUCUGGUGCCAGAGCAGCUCAUUGUGUUUCCCACAAAGAAGUCCUUGUAUUGGGUAAAUCGUGGUGAGAAAGGCAUGAGAACUAUUGAGACUGCAGGGAUGGAUGGCUCGGAUAGGAAGGUGCUCGCAGCUGUAAACAUGGAGGAGCCUGUAGGACUGACACUCGACCACGUGACCGGCAGGCUCUACUGGAUCAGUGACUAUAAAGAGUCCAUAGAGACGGUAAACGUGGAUGGCAGUGGGAGGCACACUUUUCCUGAGAUCUUCUUGGAAGGUGACAAUCCAAUAGGACUAGCUGUAUUUGAGAACUCUUUCUUCUGGGCAAAUAAAAUACGGCUGUUUCGCACUUCACCCCACACCCCAAAGGAGAGAGUGGUGCUGCUGAAUGCUUCCAUAUCUGCUUUCUCUGUCCUGCACAAAUCCCAGCAGCCCAAGGGCAGAUACCCAGAAUGUGCUCCAGGCUCUUGUAGCCACUUAUGUCUCCUGUCCCCCAUCCAUCCCAAGGGCUAUAAGUGUGUUUGUCCAGAGGGAAUGUUUCUUUUACCUUCUGGUACAUGUAGUGAGUUAAAGGUGGUGUUUUCUUCUGGCAAACGUCUCUACUUGUUGAAAGUUGGUUUUAUGGGAACUGCUAUAGAGCGAACCCUGGUUCAAGAGCAUCCUAGGAACAUCUAUUUACUGGAUAUUGACUGGAAAAGAAACCUCAUCUACUGGACAAAUGCCCAGGGACGUCUGUUCUUCUCAACUGGCUAUUCGGGAGAAAAGCGAGAGAUUUGGACAGAGCGUACAGUCUGCUCAGCAAAUGUGGACGUAUCCACUGGGGACUUGUACUGGCUGCCCUGUGACAGAAGUGCUAUUCAGAAGACCAACAUUACUGGCCCAGACACACAUACCCUUUACAGGACAGGCAGCAUUAUACUGCAUCUUCUUCUCAACUGGCCAAAGAGGGUGAUCUACUGGGUAGAGAGUGGGAAACAUUUGCAAAGUAUGACCCUUGAUGGCAAAAGCAGACAGGAAGUCUGGAUGGGCACCUGGACGGCUGACACCCAUAUGGCCUUAGACCUUGGCUCGUCUAGCAUCCUCUGGACUACCAAAGGGUCAGGGUUGCAAAGUCUGAGCCUCCUAAAAAAUAGAACAUACGCUUUGAACAAGGCCUGGAGUGACGGCAUUAUAGCGGCCCACGAGCCCUACCUGGUGACCGUGCACAGAGGAGCUCUCCUGCUGUGGAACAGGAGGAUGCCAGAGCCCUUCUCCGUGUCAAAAGAGCCAGACGUAAGGAAAAUGAUCAUCCUGGCAGAGAAUCAGCAGGUUUCAGAUCCUGAGUUGGAAGGGGCAGCCACAAACGGCCCCCCCGCCCUUCUUCCGGCGCCCCCUCUGCUUUGCCCCCAAUCCUCUGUCCCCUGUCAGAACGGGGAGGAAUGCGUCUCUCAGGAGUACCUCUGCGAUGGCAAACGGGACUGUCAGGAUGGCUCGGAUGAAGGGAACUGUUCCCACUUCUGCAACAGACCAGGAGUCUUCCAGUGUCUGAACAGAAACCAGUGCAUUGAGGGCAAGUACCACUGCGACGGGGCUCAGCAGUGCUCUGAUGGGUCCGAUGAGCUGGACUGCUGGGAGCCCACUGAAGAUUGUUCUUUGCGUUGUGACAACAAGACCCGCUGUAUCCCUAAGAGCUGGCUGUGUGAUGGCAACCCAGACUGUUCUGACAGGAAAGACGAACAAGGAUGUAUUCAUGCAAAAUGCAGCACACCUGAAUUUCGAUGCAAGAGCGGCCAGUGCAUAUCUAAUUUUCUGCGCUGUGAUGGCAAUCAAGACUGCCUGGACCACUCCGAUGAAGAGGGCUGUCCUGUUGAUUUGCCUCCGCGGUGCCCGUCAGGGGAGGUGAGGUGCCGGAGGAGUGGAGAGUGUGUGUCAGCAGAGUGGCUAUGUGACCGUGACGUAGACUGUGAAGAUGGAACCGACGAGAAGGACUGUGACCCCAAGGAGCUUCGCUGUGGCUCCAGGCAGUGGUCCUGUGCCAGCGGGGAGCGGUGCGUGCCUGACGCGUGGCGCUGUGACGGGCAGAGAGACUGCGGGGACGGCAGUGACGAGGCCGGGUGCCCCCCCGAGAAGUGCCAGAGUUCUGAGUUCCAGUGCGGCUCCCGUGCCUGCCUCGACCUCCGCCUGGUGUGUGAUGGGAAGGAGCACUGUCCCGAUGGCUCCGACGAAGGUGGACAGUGUGCGUGGCCAGCAUGCAGCCGAGCACGGUGUUCCCACGCCUGCUACCAGUCCCCGCAUGGGCCUGUGUGUGCUUGUGAGCGAGGCUUUGAGCUGGAGAGCAGUGGCCAAGUCUGCAAGGACGUGGAUGAGUGCCAGAAGCCAGGUGGUCAGCCUUGCAGUCAGACCUGUGUCAACACCGAGGGCUCCUAUGGCUGCACCUGUCACCCUGGCUACUCCCUGGAGCCUGAUGGCCAUACCUGUAAAGCAGCAGGUACCGAACCAAUCCUGCUUGUGGCAAUUCAGUUCAGCCUACUCCUCUAUGGCUUGAGGAGCUUGAAGGAAGAUAUUCUGGCAACAGUAGACAAGAACACGAUGAUUUUCUCUAUUGACUAUGACUUAGUGGGGCAGAAGGUCUUCUGGACAGAUGUCGGUACGGAAAGUAUUAAGUGGAUAAGUAUGGACACCAAGAAGAAAGGGACCAUGGUGAAAGGGAUAAGGUCAGACUGUAUAGUGGUCGACUGGAUCGGAAGGAAUCUGUACUGGGUGGAUGGGACAGCUGGCCAGAUUUUGGCAAUUCGGCUGACUGCCGUCUGGAGAGGAAAAUCUGAGCACACGAUUGUCCUGGAUGAUGACGUGACUCAACCACAGUCUUUGGCUUUAGAUCCCCUAAACGGGUUAAUGUACUGGUCUGAAAUUGGAGGAGAACCUCAAAUAGAACAAGCCGGGAUGGAUGGUAGCAGCAGAAAAGUACUCAUCGAUCAAGGUCUUGGCUCGCCAACCAGCAUAGCGCUUGACCAGUUUAGCUGGAAGAUAUUCUGGUCUGAUGACAAAUUUCACUGUAUUGGCUCUGCUAAUCUAGAUGGCACUGGUAUUACUAUGCUGCAGCUAACUCGAAUCAAGAGCCCCUUUUCGGUCGCUGUGUUUGAAGAUGAAGUCUUCUGGUCUGAGAUGAAGACGAGAACUGUACAACGCAUGAAGAAGACAACAGGCAAGGACAGGGCUGUCCUCAUCAAGCGUUCUGAACAGCCGUACGGACUCAAGAUCAUGCAUGAAGUGCUCCAGCCCAAGUCUACCAAUCCUUGUCUGGACGCUGGAUGUUCUCACUUGUGCCUUCUGAGCCCACGCCCCAAGGGAAGCUGUCGUUGCCCAGUUGGACUCCUGCUCGCAGACGAUGGCACCACCUGCGUUCCACUCGAGGAGUCUGCAUUUAUGUUCCUUGUGUUGCCCACAGUUAUCAUGCAGAUUUAUCUGAAAAAUCUAGAAGCGUUACUAGGACAGCCAACUUUACCAGAACAUAGGAUACUUCCCUUUGCCACUGUGAACCAGCUUGCAUCCUUGGACUACCUAGUCCAAGAAAAGGCUCUCUACCUUUCAGAGUUGGAUAAUGGUGAUAUCAGCCUACUGAGGCUCAAAGAAUCUGGAAAACUCUCUUGGAGGAAAAUCCUAUCCGUGGAGGGGACUGUGAUCGACUUUGCUGUGGACUGGUUGAGUGGAAACAUAUAUUGGAUUGACAGUGAGAAUCCCCACAUCAAUGUAGCUUCCUCAGAAGGUCAGUGUCCCACUGUUCUGUUCAGUGAAAACCUCUACCAUCCUGCCUCUGUUGUGCUCCACCCACCCUCUGCAGUCAUGUGCUUUGUGGACCUGGGUUCCCAGGAGGAUGGUGGGCGUGGGUCCAGCAUUGAAUGUGCCUCCAUGGACGGCAGCAGGAGGAAGGUGCUGUGGCAGAAAUCCCAGGUCCCUGCAGGCCUGACCUUUUCGGAUUCGGGGACCCGAGUGUACUGGGCUGACACUGGGAGAGGACUCAUAGAAAGUAUUCAACAAGAUGGCUCUAGAUACAGAGUAGACCGCAGAGGAAUUGAGGGCCUUAACCUCUUUACAUAUGGCCAAGGCAUGAUGUUCUGGACAACAGUUGAUGAUGCCCAAAUCACUAAAGUUUGGUACAGCAAGGCAGAACUUUCUGAAAACCGGUGGUUCCAAACAGACCAGAAGAUUGUGGAUUUAAAAGUUUCCAGCAAACUUAGUCAAAAGGGUAGUAACAGCUGCUCAAAGGACAAUGGAGGGUGCAGCCAUAUCUGUUUGCCAAACCCUGAAGGACCGACUUGUAAAUGUCCCAGUGGGUACUACUUGGCUAACAUAAGCAGAUGUAUUAAAGCUGUCCAGUGCUCUGAGCCAUCACAAUCCUGUCAGGAUGGUCAGAAGUGCAUUUCCAUGAAGCAAGUUUGUGAUGGUCAUGCUGACUGUCUGGAUGGAUCUGAUGAAAUGGGCUGUACCUAUCCAGAUAAAACCCAUUCAGCACCAACAUCGAAAAAUGCAGAGGCCGGUAAAAGGUGGACCCUAAAAGCUGAGCUACCUCUCCAAGCUACUGAGUCUCCCAAGGCUAGAUACCUGGGGCCAGAAGGGAUGAAUUAUCCUCUCAGAAAAACACCCAUCCCUCCAAUUUCUGCUAGAGAAAGCAAGACCUCAGAGACCAAGGGAAAAGGCGAGCCUGUUCAUCUCAAGGACUCACAGAGGGCAAAACAUCUGCCGUGUAGCACCGACUACUGUAAUGGGCGGGGAGUCUGUACGGUGGUAGGAGAGCUGAGAAAGUGCAGCUGUCUGAUGGAAUAUGGUGGAGAGUUCUGUGAAGAGCCAGCACAUGGACCCGCCCCUGGCCACAUCGCCCUCGGCGUAACCAUUGCCUUAUCAGUUGUCCUGGUAGCUCUGGGAGCAUUUGUCUAUUUCAGAAGAGAACACAAAUUAAAAAGAAAUAGUACAGCAGCAUCAAGAAAUAUGACCCACCAUAAUGAAAAUGGCCAAGAAGAGGAAAAUCUAAUGAAUAGUGAGACUUUUGUCAAUGAAGCCUAUGACGAGCAGGAACUGUUAACUUUACAAACUGACUAACCUGAUGAAUACAGGAGCUGGAACAUCUCAAUAAAAAUGGUUUAUACAUUGUAUUGUGUGCUGUUUUAACAUCUGCAACUUACUGUAACUGCAUGUGCUAAAAUGGUAAUUUAUUAAAAUAACUGCUCUUUAAAAUUG